UACAUCGAGAAAGGGAGGAAGCAAGUGCCGUCGUUCGUUGGGGCUUUCGAGAUGUGCGGUGGUUUUUGAUGAACCCACUCACUUUUUUUGUACUCUACUCAAAUUGGUUUAUAAAGUUUGAACGCGGACGGCCGUCUCCCGUCGACCGGGCUAGUUAUGGCCCACAUUAAGGUGAAGGUUCUCUAUGAUUUCGAUGCUCAGGCGCCCGGCGAAAUCAGCAUUCGUGAGGGUGAUACGGUGACGGUUACGAGUCGAGAUGUCGGAGAAGGAUGGUGUGAAGGAAUCAACGCCAAAGGGGAGAAUGGGCUGUUCCCGGAGGCGUACGUGGACUUGGAUUCGUCGCCAGAUGUUUCCCCAUCGACCGAAACGGGUCUCGGCUCGUCUGCGUCGGUUUCGCCGAGCGCGCCUUUGACUCUGGGAAGGCCAUCCGAUGAUGACUGGGGCACUCCGGAGGGACUGCUCGAGAUGGCGUCAAAAGCUCAGCCCACGGCACAGCAAGGGGAGGUCGGAUUAUUUCCUGAGAGUUAUAUCUCAACCCAGCCUCCUCAUGGGGCUCCUUCGGUGGGCAACGGUUCCGACGCUACUUCGGACUGGGAUGACUGGGACGACGACGAUGACACGAUAUCCUCCAAAAAUAAUCAAGGACUCGGAGGUCCCGGAAAUUUCGGGCUCAUCAUUCCACGAGACACCAGCGACGUCGCGAAUAAGGGGGAUGGAGGCGCCGUACGCACUGGAACCGUCAAAAGAUUUAACAGUUCCAAUUCUGUGAACGGAGAUGCCCCGAGAGGGACUAGGAGCCGAUCUAACAGUCUCAGUGCAGCUCCGAAAUCAGUCAUGAGGUUCUCGAAUUUCGUGAAAAGUGGCGGAGAGGCGUUCCUGCUAGGGACUGCCAGAGUUGCGAUCAACAGCGCGGAUUAUGUUACAAUUGUCAAUAAUGGAGGAGUCAUACAGUGGAGUCAGCCUUAUCCGGAAGCAAUGUACAAAGCAGAGAUUUCCAGCCCGAAGAAGGAAAGCAAACUCAAAGGUCUGAAAAGCUUUAUCGCCUACGCCGUGAUCCCUUCAUUCAACGGUCUACCUGUAUAUCGACGUUACAAGCAUUUUGACUGGCUUCACGAACGACUCGUGGAGAAAUACUCUUUGAUACCCAUACCACCUCUACCUGACAAGCAGGUCACCGGACGAUACGAACAUGAGUUCAUUGAACACCGGAUGCAACAACUCCAGCUGUGGGUCAACAGGAUGUGCCGCCAUCCCGUACUUUCACAGUCUGCUGUAUGGCAUCACUUCCUUACGUGUGGAGAUGAGAAACAGUGGAAAGGAGGCAAACGAAACGCGGAAAAGGACGAUCUCCAAGGUGCUAACUUUUUCAAUGCCAUCCAGGCUCCCGAGACACCGCUCGACGUUUCCUCGGUCGAACGACAGACGGAGGCUUUCAUCAGAUUUACGUCGAGAAUGGACGAUUCCGUACAGUCCUUAUUCAGAACCGCUCAGGACCAGAUGAAGAGGUGUCAAGGCCCAUACAAGCGCGAGUGCGUGAAGAUCGCCACCGCCCUGAAAGAAGUAGCCGACGCUUUCGACUUAGAUCAAAACGAGCUCGAUACACAACUCAACGCCUCCAUACGCAACACUGGCGAGACAUAUAAUAAGAUAGGUCAAUUGUAUGAUGAAAACCUCCGGCACAAUUGGGAAAACAUGGCGGACACACUUUACGAGUACCGAGGUAUCCUCAGCUCAUGGCCUGAUAUAAUCAAUAUCCAUCGAACCUUCUUGACGAAACGUCGGGAGUACCAACGGCAGCGAGACGAAGGCAAGGUGUCGGCCGAGGACUACGUUGAUAUCAAUCGAAGGACCGACGUUGUUACCUACGCCACGUUAGCCGAGAUCACCCAUUUUCAGCAGGAACGGGUACGCGAUUACCGCGAGAUGAUGCACACGUUCUUGCAAGGGCAGAUCAAUUUCUACGAACAGGUCGUGGAGGAGCUCCGCACAGCUCAAAGCAGAUAUCGAUAGAAAGGUCGCCAGUUCCAUUCCAAACCUAAAAGACUCGUACAAACCAGCUCGCCUCUCUAGAGCAUCUAGAGCCGAAGAACUCGAUGGACAGAUCCACGAAACUGACGGCAUCAUAGGUUGCGAUGCAUAAUUUACCGGGAAUUUACGUUUUAUUCAGACGACGCAUGUGAAUUUAGAACAUGCCUGCCCAUUUUCAUCACACAGGACAUUUCUAUCUUUCCCAUGAGGAGGAAGUCUCUCUUGAUAGUUGACGAGAAAGCAACAGUCUGUAUUUCACUUUGACGCUGAAAUGAAGAGCAUGUUCGUUAAACG
Molecule: messenger RNA, 2322 nt
Organism: Galendromus occidentalis (western predatory mite)
Lineage: Eukaryota; Metazoa; Arthropoda; Arachnida; Mesostigmata; Phytoseiidae
Gene: SH3PX1
Product: sorting nexin 33-like protein SH3PX1
Exons: 10
Coding region: 157-2010 (617 amino acids)
Biological process (GO): mitotic cell cycle; plasma membrane tubulation; protein transport
Cellular component (GO): plasma membrane; cytoplasmic vesicle
Molecular function (GO): phosphatidylinositol binding; protein binding
Source: RefSeq, a predicted model, not a curated record